This is a messenger RNA of Panicum virgatum (switchgrass), 381 nucleotides long. RefSeq lists its product as uncharacterized. The record is from RefSeq and is a predicted model, not a curated record. Gene Ontology annotation, molecular function: cysteine-type endopeptidase inhibitor activity. The transcript has a single exon. NCBI's taxonomy places the organism in Eukaryota, Viridiplantae, Streptophyta, Magnoliopsida, Poales, Poaceae. The coding region runs from base 1 to 381 and encodes 126 amino acids.
AUGAGGAGGUCGGUGCUCCCGCUGCUCGUGGCCGCCCUGGUCGCCGUCGCCGCUUUCUCGGCGGCGGGGGUGGCCGCCGCCUGGACGGCGAUCGGCAACCCGAGGAGCCUGGUGAUCAGGCAGAUCGGUAACUUCGCCGUGAUCGUCUACAGCCACGCAGAGCCCCGCAAGACCCGGCCCCUGGCGCUGGUCGACGUCGUGCGCGGCGAGACCCAGCCGGUGGGCUCAGGCGUCACCGACUACCGGCUCGUGCUGAACGUGAGGAACACCGCCACCGGGAGCACGGGGCUCUACCAGUGCGUCGUGCGGGGCAAGCCCGGCUCGCGCGCCACCACAUGGGAGCUCCACAGCUUCGUGCAAUACAAGCAGGCGGCGGUCUAG